AUGGAUUAUCAGUUGAUCAUGAUGUUUGGAGCCCUUGUUGCAUCUGUCUUGGGGUUGCUUUUCUUGCAAAGUCUUAGAGGAAAGAAAAAGAGUGGAGAUGCUUCAAUGAAUAUUGAAAGAAAUGAACGCUCGAAGAAAUCAGAAAAUGUAACACACCAUUCCGAGGUUGCUGGAAGCACAGAUGUAAUUAUUGUUGGUGCUGGAGUUGCAGGUUCAGCUCUAGCUUACACUCUUGCAAAGGAUGGUCGCCGAGUGCAUGUGAUUGAAAGAGACUUAACUGAACCUGACAGAAUUGUUGGUGAACUCCUACAACCAGGUGGCUACCUCAAGUUGGUACAGUUGGGUCUUGAAGAUUGUGUGAAUACAAUUGAUGCACAAGAAGUUUUUGGAUAUGCUCUCUUCAAAGAUGGAAAAAGCAAUAAAGUAUCUUAUCCCUUAGAGAACUUCAAUUCAGAUAUUUCUGGAAGAAGCUUUCACAAUGGCCGUUUCAUUCAAAGAAUGAGAGAAAGAGCUGCCUCCCUAUCCAAUGUAAGUUUGGAACAAGGAACUGUAACAUCUCUAAUUGAAGAAGAGGGGACAGUUAAAGGGGUCACAUACAGAAACAAGACAGGCCAAGAGCUGACAACAUAUGCUCCCCUCACUGUAGUAUGUGACGGCUGCUGUUCAAACUUCCGCCGCUCUCUCAGCAAACCUAAGGUUGAAAUCCCAUCCUGUUUUGUUGGUUUGAUCCUGGAGAAUUGUGAGCUUCCAUACAAAAAUCAUGGGCAUGUCAUAUUGGCAGAUCCUGCGCCAAUCUUGUUUUAUCCAAUUAGUAGUACUGAAAUUCGCUGCCUAGUAGAUGUACCAGGCCAGAAAGUACCAUCCAUUUCAAAUGGUGAAAUGAGAAAUUAUUUAACAACUGUGGUGGCUCCUCAGAUUCCUGGUGAACUUUGCUCUGCUUUCAUGACUGCAAUUGACAAAGGAAACAUAAGAACAAUGACUAAUAGAAGCAUGCCUGCUGCCCCGUCUCCAACUCCCGGUGCUCUUUUGUUGGGGGACUCAUUCAAUAUGCGACAUCCUCUGACUGGAGGAGGAAUGACUGUGGCUUUAAAUGAUAUUGUUGUCCUAAGGGAUUUGCUCAGGCCUCUUGGCGAUUUAAAUGAUGCAAGUGCCCUUUGCAAGCAUCUUGAAUCUUUCUACACCCUUCGUAAGCCAGUGGCAUCUACAAUAAAUACAUUGGCAGGUGCCCUCUAUAAGGUUUUCUGUGCAUCGUCUGAUCCAUCAAGAAAUGAAUUGCGUCAAGCAUGUUUUGACUAUUUGAGCCUUGGAGGUGGUUUCACGAAUGGACCAAUAUCUAUACUAUCUGGUCUAAAUCCUCGUCCACUCAGUUUGGUUAGCCAUUUUUUUGCUGUUGCAAUUUAUGGCGUGGGACGUUUAUUACUUCCCUUUCCAUCGCCCAAACGUAUGUUGAUCGGUGUUAGAUUGAUUUUGGAUGCAUCAAGUAUAAUAUUCCCAAUUAUAAAAGCUGAAGGUGUAAAAGAGAUGCUCUUCCCUGCAAGCAUGCCAACAAAUUACGCAGUUCAAGAUCUAUGCUUAAGUUAGAUGAAGAAAUGUGUGAAUCAUCAAACUAUUUUUAUUAUAUUUGUUCUAAAAAUAUGACAGAAAGUUUCAAUUGAAUUUAAACUAGUCAUUCUUUGUACAAUGUAAACUAUUUAUUAACAUGCCUUUUACAAUGGA
Mangifera indica (mango) is the source of this 1716-nucleotide messenger RNA. RefSeq names its product squalene monooxygenase SE1-like. Bases 1 to 1581 code for a protein of 526 amino acids. Gene Ontology annotation, biological process: sterol biosynthetic process. Lineage: Eukaryota; Viridiplantae; Streptophyta; Magnoliopsida; Sapindales; Anacardiaceae. Gene Ontology annotation, molecular function: squalene monooxygenase activity; flavin adenine dinucleotide binding. The record is from RefSeq and is a predicted model, not a curated record. Gene Ontology annotation, cellular component: endoplasmic reticulum; membrane. The transcript is spliced from 8 exons.